This is a messenger RNA of Olea europaea var. sylvestris, 1109 nucleotides long. RefSeq names its product psbP domain-containing protein 4, chloroplastic. The record is from RefSeq and is a predicted model, not a curated record. Gene Ontology annotation, molecular function: calcium ion binding. NCBI's taxonomy places the organism in Eukaryota, Viridiplantae, Streptophyta, Magnoliopsida, Lamiales, Oleaceae. Bases 402 to 938 code for a protein of 178 amino acids. Gene Ontology annotation, cellular component: photosystem II; extrinsic component of membrane; photosystem II oxygen evolving complex. The transcript is spliced from 5 exons. Gene Ontology annotation, biological process: photosynthesis.
GAUAAAACAGACUAGGCCUCACGGGAUAGACCUAAGAAGGAACUAUUUUUGCCAUUUAUUGAGUCUUCAGAAAAUUGAUAAACUGAAUCCUCCCUCAUCUCUCUCUACCAUACUUACUGGUUGAGAGAGAAUGGAUACAAUUGGGCACACAGUUUGUUGUCUUUCUUGGAAGAGCAAUCAGCAGAUGGUUCAAUCUGCACCGAGAAAAGGAUUGGCCUCAAGGAAAAAAUUGUGUGUUAAUGAAGAAAGUGAGGGACAAUUAGGACUACUAAAUAGGAGGGCUGCUAUGGUUACUGGGGUGUCUUUACUUUCAUCGGUAGUUUUCGGGUUUCCGGGAGAAGUAUUGGCAGUGGUGAAACAAGGUCCUUUAGCUGGGAGGAUUCCUGGCCUCUCCGAACCAAAUGAACAAGAGAAAAAAUGCUCAGACAGGUUGGAGGACAUAUCAAAGACCGGAUGAGAAGUCGGGAGGCCAUGGCGUUGGGUGGAGUCCUAUCAUCCCAUAUGCCUUCUCAGUUCCUCAAGACUGGGAAGAGGUUCCAGUGUCAAUUGCUGAUCUUGGAGGCACAGAGAUUGAUUUAAGAUUUGCUAGCCCAAAAGAAGGACGCCUUUUCGUAAUUGUUGCCCCUGUUCGAAGAUUUGCAGAUGAUAUUGGUGAUGAUGCCACAAUAGAACGAAUAGGCCCUCCAGACAUAGUAAUCAAUGCAUUCGGGCCAGAGGUAAUUGGUGAGAACGUAGAAGGGAAGGUAUUAAGCUCUGAAGUAGCAGAAUACUCGGGAAGAAAGUACUAUCAGUUCGAGUUAGAGCCACCUCAUGUUCUAAUUACAGCAACUGCAGCCGGGAAUCGCCUCUACUUGUUCGGUGUAACUGCAAACGGUCUUCAAUGGAAGAGGCACUAUAAGGAUUUAAAAAAGAUAGCUGAUUCUUUUCGAGUUGUUUAAUCGAAAAAUCACAUCUUAAUGUGGCAUGCAAUAUUUCCUUCAGAGUUAUUGAAUUGGCUAAUAUACAAUAUAUAGGAUACUAAGAUUUAAACCUCUAGUUUUGUACAUCAAUACAGUUUGCUGAAUGUUCUAUGUGUUCUCUUCAAAUAUUGUCUUUAUAUUUAGCAAUUU